Molecule: messenger RNA, 2991 nt
Organism: Gopherus flavomarginatus (Mexican gopher tortoise)
Lineage: Eukaryota; Metazoa; Chordata; Testudines; Testudinidae
Gene: SPPL3
Product: signal peptide peptidase like 3
Exons: 12
Coding region: 837-1880 (347 amino acids)
Biological process (GO): membrane protein proteolysis
Cellular component (GO): cytoplasmic side of endoplasmic reticulum membrane; lumenal side of endoplasmic reticulum membrane; Golgi-associated vesicle membrane
Molecular function (GO): aspartic endopeptidase activity, intramembrane cleaving
Source: RefSeq, a predicted model, not a curated record
UCUGAGCGGGCUCGCCUUGGAGCUCGGUACGCGGAGUUUCCCCUUCUCUUUCUCCCAGUCCGCCCGCCGUCGCCGCUUCCCGGUCAUGAGGCCUGCCCGUCGUCGGCGCCCGAGCACGGCCCUGUGGCGUGGCUACUGAGCAGCCCCCCCGCCGGGCGGGGACCCCUUCGCUCCUCUCCCUGCUUACAGUCGCCGCCAUGUUGGGCCGGGAGCCGCAGCGGGGCCGCCAGUGAGCCCCGGAGCAAGUGAGGGAGAGGAGGAGCCGGGGCUUGGCCACCGCCGCGCAGCUCGGCCGCCCCGCAGCCGUCAUGGCGGAACAGACCUACUCCUGGUCUGAUGCUGCUGUUGUCAUGGCAGUUCAAUCAUCUGUCUUAGAGCCAGCUGCAAAGCUCACUUCUCUCUGUGGGUAGUGACCAGAAACCACCUGACAUUACUCCAAGAAGUGCAGUAGUUGGAGUUCUUUUGAGAUGUGUCCCCCUAUGGGUGCUCCACUACUGGCCUUCCAUCCCCUUUGCUUUGAAGUCUUGUCUGUGGGAUGUUUCAGUGGAGAAGAAACUGAGCUGAGGGUGGUUUACCCACUCUGCUCUAUAUAUCCUUGGUAUGGGGCACAAGGAGGUGUGACGCGCAUGUGCAGGCCAGGCCUAACAAAGUUACCAAAAAUCUCUGAUCAAAGGUGCAUAAGGAGCAUGCAUACCUGAAGUGGAGCACCCAUAGGGGGACACAUCUUCAAGUCCAGUUACUGCACAAGGGCAUAUUCCCUUGUGGAUUCCAGCCAAGUGUCUACGUUCCUGAUUUCCAUUCUCCUUAUAGUCUAUGGCAGCUUCAGGUCUCUUAACAUGGACUUUGAGAAUCAAGACAAAGAGAAAGACAGCAGCAGCUCACCUGGGUCUUUCAAUGGCAACAGCACCAAUAACAGUAUCCAGACCAUUGAUUCCACCCAGGCACUGUUCCUUCCGAUUGGAGCGUCUGUUUCUCUCCUAGUCAUGUUCUUCUUCUUUGAUUCAGUUCAAGUAGUCUUUACGAUAUGCACAGCAGUCCUUGCAACAAUAGCCUUUGCUUUCCUUCUGCUCCCCAUGUGCCAGUAUUUAACACGACCUUGUUCUCCUCAAAACAAGAUUUCCUUUGGCUGUUGUGGUCGUUUCACUGCUGCUGAGCUGCUCUCAUUCUCCCUGUCUGUCAUGCUUGUCCUUAUCUGGGUCCUAACUGGCCACUGGCUCCUCAUGGAUGCUCUGGCGAUGGGCCUGUGUGUUGCAAUGAUUGCCUUUGUUCGGCUGCCGAGCCUCAAGGUUUCCUGUUUGCUGCUCUCGGGGUUACUAAUUUAUGAUGUCUUUUGGGUGUUUUUUUCUGCCUACAUCUUUAAUAGCAAUGUUAUGGUGAAAGUGGCUACGCAACCAGCUGAUAAUCCCCUUGAUGUUUUAUCCCGGAAGUUGCAUCUGGGACCAAACGUAGGUAGAGAUGUUCCCCGCCUGUCACUGCCUGGCAAGCUUGUCUUUCCAAGUUCCACAGGCAGCCACUUCUCUAUGCUGGGGAUUGGAGAUAUUGUGAUGCCAGGUCUUCUGCUCUGCUUUGUCCUGCGUUAUGAUAACUACAAAAAACAAGCCAACAGUGAUUCCUGUGGUACUCCAGGACCUGGGAACAUCUCUGGGCGUAUGCAGAAGGUCUCCUAUUUUCACUGCACACUUAUUGGAUACUUUGUAGGUCUGUUAACGGCAACAGUGGCUUCUCGCAUCCACCGGGCCGCACAGCCUGCCCUGCUCUAUUUGGUACCAUUCACUUUAUUGCCGCUCCUCACCAUGGCUUAUUUAAAGGGUGAUCUACGUCGCAUGUGGUCUGAACCUUUCCACUCCAAGUCCAGCAGCUCCCGUUUCCUGGAAGUAUGAUGGAAUAGAUGGAAAGUGACUGAAACUUCUGCCUUGGUCCUUUUCUCUUAACUUGUGGCUUUGUCUCCUAAAGCUGGACUGGUACUUGGAAAGGUACCAGUUUAUGGAACUUGUAUGAAUGGACUUUGCUUUUUUUUUUUUUUUUUUUUUUUUUAAUACAAAGGUUCUGGAGCUCCGUUGGAUUCCUUUUCUCCCUGCAGAUGUGGGGACACUUUGUGCAACUGCAGCCACCUUCCUCUUCUCCUCUCCCUCUUUUAUGGAUUAGUACCAGACUGUUACUUUUGUAAGAGAGGAGGAGACAAACUUUAAACUGAAAACGGCGUGGAAGUCGUUCAGAAACUUGCGAACACUAAAAGGAAAAACAAUUAAGCAAAUUGAAGUUUCAUCAGAGAGCCCCCAAGUACUUUGGGACCAGUUUCCUGUCAGACUUCAGUUUUGGAGAGAACUGAGACAGAAAAUCUGUCACUAUAUUCUUUUUUUGAUUUAUUAAAUAUUUCCUGUGGUGUGAGGUGACUUAUUAAAUCCACAGACAUUGAGUGACUUAUUGCAGUAUACAUAUAAGAAUUUGUUGUAGCGAGUUACAUUUCCACCCAGAUGUCAUGUUGCAGUGAACAAGGGCACGAUUUUUAUACAUAUAUAUAUAUAUAUACAGUAUAUAUAUCUAUAUAUAUACACACACACGCAUAUAGAUAUAUAUAUGAAUAAAUAAAGAGGAAAACCUGCUAAGAUCAUGCUAUGUAGCAGUCAGGGGCUUGCUGUAAUUUUUAGCAUGUAGAGCAGUUUACUAUGGCUUUCUUGUAUAUGACUCUAUGAUGAGCUGCUGUUUUUUCCCCCCUCCACAGCUGAACCCACAGUUAAAAACCAGUGUAGUAUUUGUACUGAUUGUACUCAUGGACUUUAGGGGAGUAUUUGGUUUUGAUCAAUGUAGCAAACUAGGGAAGAAAAAAGUUUAAACCCUUACCCUUUUCUUUUUUUAAAGAACUUCUCCCUUGCAGGUUUUUUAGUAGUUCCUUCUUGACCCAGUGCAUGUAUUAUAGCAGCAAUUGUCUUUGUGCGUUCUGAUCAUAGUAAUGUACCACUUGUAAAUACAUUUUUUCUAUUUUUUUUUGUA